ACAUUUUUUUCCCCCCAGUUUUUUCAAUGGAAUAUAACAUUGAAGAUUUGUUGCAAGCUUAUAGCUUGACGAAAUUUAAAAUAUUCUAGUGAAAUGCUACUAACCUAGUCAUAGUAGACUGAAAACUUGAGGAAUUCACUACAUACAGCAUGGGAAAUAAACUUUCUUGCUGUACUUGUGGUAGUCCUCGAGUAGAUAGAAGAGCAGAAGACAGUUACUUACCAGAAGCAGAAGUACAUCAAGAUGAGAGCAUUUCAAAUUUACAGCAUAUUAGUGAAAGAGAACCAGAGGAUAUUGAAACUGAUCCCUCCACACAUCCAACUGCAGGACCAUUAUUUAUGCAGAGAUCAAAAAGUGAUGUUAGAAGUAAGUUAUUUUAAUUUUAGAAAUUUUUUCUUAUUUUAUCAAAAUAAUUAUUUAAAUCAGACCUGGCCCACUAGUGGCCUAUCUGUUCUUUCUUGAAGCCUGCUGAUGAUUCUUAAUUGCAUUAUAUUUAAUUAAUAUUCAGAAAGGUAAUGUUUGUUUUACUUGAUUAAAAUAGGUACAUCACCAUCAAAAGUUUCAAUAAACUGUCUAGAUUUGAACACACAACCACAUGUACAAAGUUUUAAAUGUAAUUAUUGCCACAAGAAUAACGUUACUUGUAGCAACCCACUUUGUUGUGAAGCAUCUUAAGGUUGCCAGUACAGAGUUUCUGACAAGGAACAAUAUAUAAAGAGUGCAUGCACAAUCUGGUAGAUUCAGAUGCUUUUUUUCCUUCUCAGUAAAUGUGGCUUGCAGAAUGAUUUUGAUUUUCCAGGCCUGAUUUAAACAUC
Messenger RNA from Centruroides sculpturatus (bark scorpion), 815 nucleotides. Its product is annotated as cyclin-Y-like. The coding region runs from base 150 to 380 and encodes 76 amino acids. The transcript is spliced from 2 exons. NCBI's taxonomy places the organism in Eukaryota, Metazoa, Arthropoda, Arachnida, Scorpiones, Buthidae. The record is from RefSeq and is a predicted model, not a curated record.